GCUUCGAAGAACUUUUAUAAGUUUCCGGAGAAAAAAAAAAAAAAAAAGAGGACACUCAGACCACUUGCUCAUUUGCCUGAACAAGGGCAUUACUUACACGGAUCUAGUUUUUCGUCUGCCAAGUUCGCUACUGCUGCUGAGGACGACAUAAGAGCUUAAUUGCCCGGCCAGACUGGCUUGCGCUGCGUGAGUUUCGGAACCCAACUGACAGCCAAAAAUUCGGCAACCAGGAUUUAUCGACAACCGGCCUCCCAUUUCCGAACUCGACUCACAUCAUCAUGCUGUCCAAUCCGGUUCACGACGGCGGUCUUCACGCCCGGCACCGACAACAUCGACGGCAAAACUCGACUCCCACAGGCUACGAAAUGAUGAAGAUCGCAACAACAAACCUGCCCAACAUGAAUCAACAGCAACAGCAACAACAGAACCACCAACGGGCACGCAUGGCCCAUCGGAGGGGUAUGAGUCUGGAUACUCGACGACAACAACUCAUACAGCAACGGAUGCAACCGAUCUCGACAAUACCCACACGGCAGGAAUACACCACGGUAAGUAACAGCACUAACAAUAACACAGGAUCAAUCACAUCACAGCAUGUGCUGCGAGAAGCGCAGAAGCAUAGCAUAGCUCGCCCGGGCCCCCAGCAAGCGUACGCGAACUUGGCAAGCGAUGACAGCUACUUGAUCUCCCCCCACGGGACACCAAGGACACAAGAAUUUGAAGGACAGGGGUUUGGAAGCCUUUCUAACCAGCAGGAUAUGCAGCAGGAUAUGCAAAUCCAUCUUGACAUGUACAACGGACGUUUCUCCGGUAACGUAACAGCGUCUCAGGAAUUCGAUCAGUUCCCAAGCGCUCUAUCCACACCUACGCUCAUGAGCUUCCAGGACAGCCCGACGGGAGGUCCCGGAUGGAUCUCCGAGGAGGAAACUUCCAGCACCAGGAGGAACUCCCGUCGGAUUAGCAACGGGAUUAUGGAUAGAGUUUCGAAGUUUGAGAAAUUGGGAAUUGACGUUCAGAGACCUUUGACGCCUCCCCGCCAGGAUGCCACAGACUACUUCCCACUUACACCUAAAGAUACACCGCAUGAUAGAACCAUAAAGCACGGCCAGCCCCCGCAGAGGUUCUCGGAGGGUUACGACGAAUCAAUGGAGGAAACCGUGAAGCCCACAAGGCACUCUUCAAAUGGGCGGUCAAGGACAACCUUCGACGAGAUGCGACAAGCAGCUGAAAGCCAAGUCCCGAUGCCGAUGCCAAAUCGUUCCAACACACUUCCUUUAAUGGAGACCUUUCACCAACCAUCAGACCCGAUGGUGGAAUUUUUGGAUAUCGACCAAGUCGUCAACAGUGGCAUCAGAGUCGAAGCUUUUGAUGGGCUUCCCAUGCCUUCGCAUCCCAUGAAUAUCAACUCAAACACUCCUAUCAGACCCCAAUUAGGCGAAUUAAAUCGCUCCUUUGAUUACAAGCCCGCCAUGCAACACCCUAAUUUGAGGACCGACUCGCUAGCCAGCGAAGAUGGAUUCUCAAUAGAGUCAUCCUCCCGUCGAGGAACGCCACAUCACCGUCGAAACGAGUCGAUGGCCAGCAUUGCGAGCGCAGCAAGCAUCGCCAGCAUCGACAUUGAGAAGACUAAGACCUCGACGGGAAUCACGAUCGAAGACAUCAACCAAUACAUCUCGGGACCCGACCCGAGGGAUAACAAAUGGACAUGCAAGUUCGAAGAUUGCAAUAAGAAGUUCGGUCGAAAAGAGAACAUCAAGUCCCACGUGCAGACUCAUCUCAACGACCGCCAAUACAAGUGCCCGACCUGCCAUAAGUGCUUCGUUCGCCAACACGACCUCAAACGCCACGCAAAGAUUCACACGGGUAUAAAACCUUACCCGUGCGAAUGCGGUAACAGCUUCGCGCGCCACGACGCCCUUACCCGCCACAAGCAACGCGGGAUGUGCAUAGGCGCGUUCGAGGGCGUGACGAGGAAAGUAGUCAAGCGCGGGCGUCCGCGCAAGCACCGACCAGACAUGGAGGAGCGAAAGUCCAAGUCAUACCGCACCAUCAAGAAGAACAUGUCGGUAUCCUCGGUAUCGUCUCAAUCGGGAUGCUCAGACACCUCGGCGGGCAACUCUCCCGAAUACGUCGACCAGGACUUCGACGUGCUAGACGGGAUCAUGGACGUAUCGAUGGGCGGGACAACGAUGAACCCGAGUUCCCUGCAGGGCAGCAUGAACUCGUCCUCCGCGCCGAUGCCCAGCCUCGGCAACAACAACAACAGCGACGACGCCGGGCCCGCGAGCGAGCACUCGCCGUCGUCGGCGGCCAGCGUCCACUCGUACGUCUCGCAGCUAUCGCAAAUCUCGCUCCACCACCAACACCAGCACCAGCAGGACGUGCUGCCCGAAGCGGCGCUAUCGUCGCGGCCGGGAUCCCCCGCCAAAAGCGUCACCAGCCAGUUCGCCGAGCUGCCGGAGCUUUCCCGGUCCUCGUCCCCGCCGCCGUCGGCUGCCAGCCGGUACUUCGACGCGGAGCCGGACGUCCCGGCUGCUAGCAGCAUCAGCAGCAGCAUCAGCAGCACCAGUAGCAUCCCGAGCUUCGCGGGGAUAAGUGACGACGACGACGACGUGCUGCUCCAGUUCACGAACGGCGAGACGGGCAGCAUGCUGAUGCUGAGCUCGGGGAGCAAGUUCGACGAGGCGUUCGACAGCGUCGAUAUGUUUACCAACAGCGACGAUUUGUUCUUUGGCAGCAGCUAAGAGGAUCUCUUGAGAGACGACACGAUGAAAGACUAGAUAGACAGAAAGAAAGAAAGAAAGAGUCGUUUGGCCCCUGCCAUCAUGUUACCUUGGUUUGGAGGAAGCGAUGCCUUUUCUUUUUUUCCCCGUCCUUCAUAUUUUCACGCGAA
Messenger RNA from Daldinia caldariorum, 2893 nucleotides. RefSeq lists its product as uncharacterized. The transcript has 3 exons. Gene Ontology annotation, biological process: regulation of transcription by RNA polymerase II. Bases 279 to 2744 code for a protein of 821 amino acids. Lineage: Eukaryota; Fungi; Ascomycota; Sordariomycetes; Xylariales; Hypoxylaceae. Gene Ontology annotation, molecular function: DNA-binding transcription factor activity, RNA polymerase II-specific; RNA polymerase II cis-regulatory region sequence-specific DNA binding. The record is from RefSeq and is a predicted model, not a curated record. Gene Ontology annotation, cellular component: nucleus.